AUGCACGUUCCAACGAAUAUAUCCUCAAGGCCCUCCACCGACAAGAAGCCCCCAUCCCAUCUCUAUUUCGCAAACGAAAUCCCCUCCCCACCGCUCGACACCCCCACAUCCGCAGUUCCAACGCAAAUCAUCACAUACACUUUCAAAGAAUCGACAACGAUCGAUGAUCCGAAUUCACCAGAUGGAGAGCUCUGGAGUCACGCGCUGGAUAUCCUCGAGAGCUCGACUGGGUUCCGGAAGUUGAGUUGGGGAAGGCAGGUUGAGGAGCCCGGGAAGGUCCAGGUUCACGUUGCUCGAGACCAUCUAAACCACCACUACACCUUCCUUUCCUCCCCGCACUGGAAAAAACUCACAACCCUCCUGGAACCACUAUACAACGAGACCGAUUCCCACCCGACAGUCCUUCACGCCCUCCUCUCGAACUUCACGUCAAACCCCCGCACAACCUCGUCUGAUACCCCCGUAACCGGAACAGCAAUCUACCUGACAACAUCGCGGAGCGGCUGGGAAAGAGUCUGGGCACUAUGGACGACGAUUGUCCCGAAUGUCAAGGGCUGUCUGGGGUGCACGGGUGGGUGGGUUGUUGAGCCUGUUGAUGGGCACGAUGGGUGUUAUGUUGUUUAUGUCGGUUGGGCGAGUAUUGAGGACCAUGAUGCGUAUCAUCAUACGAGGGACUUUGGGAGGAAGAGGGUUGUGUUGGCGUUGCAUAAUGUGGGGUGGAGGGGUUAUGGGCAUGUGAGGUUUCUGGGAGAGAGACUGAAGAGGGAGAGGGAGGGGGAGGCGCGACUAUAG
Messenger RNA from Aspergillus calidoustus, 792 nucleotides. The record is from the annotation of a GenBank genome assembly. Lineage: Eukaryota; Fungi; Ascomycota; Eurotiomycetes; Eurotiales; Aspergillaceae.